Molecule: messenger RNA, 7493 nt
Organism: Mustela erminea (ermine)
Lineage: Eukaryota; Metazoa; Chordata; Mammalia; Carnivora; Mustelidae
Gene: SORBS1
Product: sorbin and SH3 domain containing 1
Biological process (GO): cell-substrate adhesion
Cellular component (GO): cytoplasm; nucleus; cell-substrate junction
Molecular function (GO): protein binding
Source: RefSeq, a predicted model, not a curated record
CCGGAGUGGACGGUUCCAGACGCAUGCUAAUGAGGGGGCGGCCGCCGCAGCCCAUUGGCCGGCAGCGGAGUGUCGGUGAAGUCAGCGCCGAGUCCCAGAAAAACAGAGCGGGGCCAACUGCAGCGUGUAGUGCGAGUGGGGCAGGACGCGCGCCGCCCGCCCGGAGACCCGCAAGGAGCUGACAUUUGUUGGAAGAGUUUGUGAAACCUUCUCUCUGCCCAGAGCUCAAGACCAAUGCAUCCCACCACCUUAAACCACUGAGCAUUUCGGAGCCCCAGUAGCAGAAGACUUGUCCUGUUACCACCAUGAGCUCUGAAUGUGACGUUGGUGCUUCUAAAGCUGUGGUCAACGGGCUGGCGCCAGGCAGCAAUGGGCAGGACAAAGCAACUGCCGACCCUUUACGUGCGCGCUCUGUUUCCGCUGUUAAAAUAAUUCCCGUGAAGACAGUGAAAAGCUCUUCAGGCCUGGUAUUCCCUCCAGACAUGGAUCCUACAAAAAUCUGCACGGGGAAGGGAGCGGUGACUCUCCGGGCCUCGUCUUCCUACAGGGAAAUCCCGAGCAGUGGCCCCACAAGCCCUCAGGAAACCCCGCAGCAUGAGAGCAAGCCAGUUCUGGACUCAGAGACUCCCUCAGCAGAUGAGUGGAGGCUUUCUUCCAAUGCGGAUGCCAAUGGAAACGCCCAGCCCUCCUCACUUGCUGCCAAGGGCUACAGAAGUGUGCAUCCCAACCUUCCUUCCGACAAGCCCCAGGGUGCCUCUUCCUCCAGUUCAGCCCAGCCUGAGGUAAUAGUUGUGCCUCUCUACCUGGUUAAUACUGACAGAGGGCAAGAAGGUACAGCCAGACCUCCAGCAUCUCUGGGGCCCCUUGGCCCCCCAGGCCCGGCGACCACCCCUGCCGGCUCACCUCUGACCUUCCCGACUCUAGAUGAUUUCAUUCCCCCUCGUCUGCAGAGGCGGCCCCACCACAGCCAGCCAGCCGGCGCUGCUGACCCCCACCCCCCCGUUAGCCAGACACCACCAUCCUUCUCACCACCUCCUCCGCUGCUCCCUCCGGCCCCGGAGGGCCUCCUCAGAGCCUCGGAGCCUGACCUCACGGGAGCCGUUUCAAGUACCGAUUCAGGUCCUCUACUAAAUGAAGUUUCUUCAUCCCACGUGGGAACCGAUCCCCAGAGCUCUGCGCCAGCUAGCAAGCCAUCUUCUGCCUACCCCUCUACGACAAUUGUCAAUCCUACUAUUGUACUCUUGCAACACAACCGAGAACAGCAAAAACGACUCAGUAGCCUUUCAGAUCCUGUGUCAGAAAGAAGAGUGGGAGAGCAGGACUUGGCACCAACACAGGAGAAGCCCACCUCACCUGGAAGGGCUACUGAGAAAAAGGCGAAGGAUGACAGUAGACGGGUGGCCAGGAGCGCUCAGGACCUGAGCGAUGUUUCCAUGGAUGAUGUGGGCAUCCCACUCCGGAACACCGAGAGAUCCAAAGACUGGUACAAGACCAUGUUUAAACAGAUCCACAAACUAAACAGAGACACUCCUGAAGAAAACCCUUAUUUCCCUACGUACCAAUUCCCUGAACUUCCUGAAAUCCAGCAAAAUUCUGAAGAGGACAAUCCUUACACUCCUACCUACCAGUUUCCAGCAUCUACUCCUAGUCCUAAAUCAGAAGAUGAUGAUUCAGAUCUGUACUCACCUCGGUACUCCUUUUCUGAAGACACAAAAUCUCCCCUUUCUGUGCCUCGCUCAAAAAGUGAGAUGAGCUACAUCGACGGCGAGAAGGUGGUUAAGAGGUCGGCCACGCUUCCCCUUCCAGCCCGCUCUUCCUCACUAAAAUCAAGCCCAGAGAGAAACGACUGGGAGCCCCCAGAUAAGAAAGUGGAUACAAGGAAAUACCGCGCAGAGCCCAAAAGCAUUUACGACUACCAGCCGGGCAAGUCUUCUGUUCUGACCAACGAAAAGAUGAGUCGGGAUAUAAGCCCAGAAGAGAUAGAUUUAAAGAAUGAACCUUGGUAUAAAUUCUUUUCGGAAUUGGAGUUUGGGAAACCGCCUCCCAAAAAGAUAUGGGAUUAUACUCCUGGAGACUGCUCUAUCCUUCCUAGAGAGGAUAGAAAGACUAAUCUAGAAAAAGAUCUCAACCUCUGCCCAGCAGAGUUAGAGGCACAUUUAGAAAACACGGAGACGCUUAAUAAAGCACCCAGUGCAAACCUGUCCCAGAGCUCGGCAGUCAGCCCCAGCCCGGAUAUUUCUGUGGAGGCUCCAGGAUAUAUCUAUUCUUCCAACUUCCACGCAGUGAAGAGGGAAUCAGAUGGGGCUCCUGGGGAUCUCGCUAGCUUGGAGAAUGAGAGGCAGAUUUAUAAGAGCGUCUUGGAAGGUGGAGACAUCCCUCUCCAGGGCCUGAGCGGGCUCAAGCGACCCUCCAGCUCAGCCUCCACUAAAGAUUCGGAGUCACCAAGGCAUUUUAUACCUGCUGAUUAUUUGGAAUCCACGGAAGAAUUUAUUCGGAGGCGUCAUGAUGAUAAAGAGAAACUUUUAGCGGACCAGAGACGACUUAAGCGUGAGCAAGAAGAGGCCGAUAUCGCAGCUCGUCGCCACACGGGCGUCAUCCCGACGCACCAUCAGUUUAUCACUAAUGAGCGCUUUGGGGACCUCCUCAAUAUAGACGAUACGGCCAAAAGGAAAUCUGGGUCAGAGAUGAGACCUGCCAGAGCCAAAUUUGACUUUAAAGCUCAGACCCUCAAGGAGCUUCCUCUGCAGAAGGGGGACAUCGUGUACAUCUACAAGCAGAUCGACCAGAACUGGUACGAAGGAGAGCACCACGGCCGGGUGGGCAUCUUCCCGCGCUCCUACAUCGAGCUUCUUCCUCCUGCUGAGAAGGCUCAGCCCAAGAAGUUGGCACCGGUGCAGGUUUUGGAAUACGGAGAAGCUGUUGCCAAGUUCAACUUCAAUGGUGAUACGCAAGUAGAAAUGUCCUUCAGGAAAGGCGAGAGGAUCACGCUGCUCCGACAGGUGGACGAGAACUGGUACGAAGGGAGGAUCCCAGGGACGUCCCGGCAGGGCAUCUUCCCCAUCACCUACGUGGACGUGAUCAAGCGGCCCCUGGUGAAAAACCCCGUGGAUUACAUCGACCUGCCUUUCUCCUCCUCCCCAAGUCGCAGUGGCACCGCGAGCCCGCAGUUUGCCAGUCACAGCAAGCUCAUCGUGCCGGCCCCCUCAUCCCUGCCCCACCCCCACCGAGCCCUGUCCCCGGAGAUGCACGCUGUCACCUCUGAGUGGAUCUCCCUGACUGUUGGGGUCCCAGGCAGGCGGCCUCUGGCCCUGACCCCACCCCUGCCUCCUCUUCCAGAAACUUCUGUCUAUAACACGGACCCCCUCUCCUCAUGGGCAAGACCGGGUUCCUCUCUCUCUCUCAGCCUUCCCCAUUCGAGCUGGUCCGAUCGAUCCGCCCCACGCUCGCUGGCUGCCCCGCUGGCCCUUCCUUCCUCCCACAAAGCUGCCUCCUUGGCACCCGGAGCUCCCACCUUCCUUCACGUCAAUGGGGACAGUGGUGUCCACAUGCCACCCCCAGGUGUCCACCCAGAUAGCUUCCCGCAGCUGCUGCCGGGGAGCUCUGAUAGGGUCAUCUCGGAGCUCAGCAACGCCUUUAGCAGCCAGGGUAAGCGGCAGCCGAGGCGAGAAGAGCGCGGACAGUGUGAGAGGAGAGCAGAGCGGGAGGCAGGUGAGCGAUACCCCGGAGCACCCAGGAUCUCUAAGAAGAGCUGCUUGAGACCUUCAGACGUGGUCAGGUGCCUGAGCGCGGACCAGAGACUCUCAGACCUCCGUGCGCCCGAGGAGAGCCGGCCCGGCAAGCCCCCGGGUAGCCCUUUUCCGGGAAGGGAGGCUGAGCAGACAGAGCUGCAUAGAGGUGGCGAGCAGGCCGAGAGGAGGGCCGCUCGGAGUGCUGGGAGCCAGCAACCUCAAGCCCAGCAGCGAAGAGUCACCCCAGAUAGGAGUCAAACCUCACAAGAUUUGUUUAGCUACCAAGCAUUGUAUAGCUAUAUACCCCAGAAUGAUGAUGAAUUGGAACUCCGAGAUGGAGAUAUUGUUGAUGUCAUGGAAAAAUGUGAUGAUGGAUGGUUCGUUGGUACUUCAAGAAGGACAAGGCAAUUUGGUACUUUUCCAGGCAACUAUGUAAAGCCUUUGUAUCUAUAAGAAGAUUGAAAACCGGAGAUUAUUUUUUCUUGGAGGAUGAAGCAUAACUCGUGAACUGGUCUCUUUAUUUAAAUGUUGAGUCAGUAGGAAAACUAAUGCAGUGGAUAAAGUAAGAAGCAAAAGAGAGGGACAGAGAAGUGUUGUGUCUAAAGGCCGAGUCUGUCUACGCUGACAGCAUAUCAGGCAAGCCGGACUGAGGAAAAAGGAAUGAGGCAAGUCUGUAUUUACUUAGCUGCUUCUGGGAGCCACUCCAAGCCUUCCCCGCCUCUCCCCUUCUUGGGUAAUCUGACCUGUAACACAGUCCAGGAUCAGUGAAGUCAGAAAUGCCUCUUGCUGCCCUGGCCUUGACCGGCUCUGGCUCGACGUGGCCAUUUAGCCAGAAGCAGCCCUCGGGACACCAGGCAGAUCCCCAGCCGUUCUCCAAAGGCUCCGUACCCCAGCCACCCCAGAGCCCACCGGUUUCCCAACGUUGCUGGAAAUCUGCUUAGGCGGCUGAGGCCUCCCCUGGACAGUGGUGGAGGCUACCAGGCUCUCCAAGACCAUGUGCCUCGUUCCUGGGGAACAUGGGGCAAUGGAGGGAGCGUGGAGGUGCCCUGUGCACUGAGCCUGCACGCACCAUGGCCCUCGACGCCCCUGGUGUUCAGACUGAAAAGCACAUGAGGUUUGCUGGUGGAAGUGGUGUGCCCAGGUCAGGUAGUUAAAGUUGUGUUUCCAAGUGAUGACGUUAGGAAGUUCUGUAGCUAUCAAGGUCGCUUGCGACGUGACCCUUUCCCAUAUCACUGACUUGUAAAUGGUCACCUUUGGCACAAUUUCAUUUACCAGAAUGCCAGUGCUCACCUUUCUUUUCUGGAUUGUUUUUGGUCAGGGCAUUUUGAGGUGGCUAGGCCUGUUCUCUCAGAGAACCAGGGAUGGCGUUCAGUGAAUCGUUGAACAGACACCAUCGCACGUUGGACGCUGGCGCCACCAAGGAGCAGGACAUGCCCCACACCCUAGACUCACUGUGUCCUCAUUUGUACUCCCUGAAACAGGUUCAGGAAACGCCCAUGAGGUAGUCACCCAGUAUCCUCACCCCGGUGAGGCUUCUCUUCAGAGCAGAAGGCACAGAGGCUGUGGCCCUAUAUGUGAGGCCCUAUGUGUGAGGCAGUGAUUCUGCCGCUCCCAGGAGGUCUGUCCUCUGUGGGGCCAUGUGGGAGGAAGGAGGCCCCUGUAACACCCGGGUGCUCAGUCACAACUCCAUCCAUCUUAAGGAUGUUGGUCAGCCUCUCUGUUAGGUCCGUUGAAGAAAUAGGGACUGGCCCACCUGCCUGUCGGGUACUCACAGGUGACGAGAGAGGCAGACACACAAAACUACUGGGUCAAGAGAGACCAUGAUAUGUGCUGAGAAGGGUAUGAGAGAGAGGAGGAGGUUAUCUUUCCCUGGAGAGACUCUAGAAAGCAUUGUCGUGUUUCUCUCUCCAUGAGCUCACUCUUGAACAACUAGGCUGCUGGAAGAACCUUUGUCUGAGGGUAGUUUAUGGCCAGAAAUUCUUGGAACUUUUCCAGAGUCUUCAGAAUCUCAUCCUCCCCACAAAUACGCAUCCAAGGUCACAAAUAAGAACAGCAUUUCUAGGUAGGUGGACUGUGUACAGGAAUCCUGGCUCUCUGCAUAUAGCUCAGAAUUGCCCCCCCAACCAUUGUCCCAGAGUUUGGAGUCCUUACAAGGAGGCAGAGUCUGUCUUCAGUGCCUCUGCCUCACCUUCUGUCUCUGCCACUCACCUGCCACCCAUCAGCUCUGCACCCCUGUGCCCCCCUCAGACAGCCUCAUUCUCUUCCUGUCCUCCUUUCAAGUCCUCGUCUCAGGAAAGAAAAUGCUGCUGACUCCUUCACACUAGAGUGUAAAUGACUGAAAAGAGGAAUGUGUUAACUUCUUCCUGGAGACAUUUGUUUUUAACUAGGACAGAGAAGAGCCUUAACCCCAAGGGAUGAGGCUAUGGAACUAAUGGUGGGGGUAGGGGUGCCGGUGGUGGGGGAGGAGCUUCCUGGGUAGAAGGAGCCUCUCUGAGUCUUUGAAUCAGACUCCCUGCUUUGGAAGGUCCACUUCCCCUGGGGGUGCUGUUUGACUCUCUCUGAGGGAAUAUAGUGCAAGUGCAUAAGCACAUGCGUUUUGCACGACAGCAUUUCACUCAUUUUUGGAAUGUAACUCCUAUAUUGGCUAACGUGUUUCCUGGUCUGUCAUAGAUGCAAACCAUUAAUAAUAAUCUUAAUCUAAUAGUUCUGUUUUGUUUUGUUUUGUUUUUUUGAGGGGUGCUUCUUGAUUCAGUAGGUAAUUUUGAACACCUCUUUAAAUACAGCUAGAAAAUAAAACCAAUUUGUAAAGCCACAUUCGCGUAUGAUGCCAGCCUCACGCAUUUGUAGAUCUCCAGAAACCCAGGUAUGCCUCACCGAUUUGCCAGUCUUUAACAAAAUCAUGUCAAAAUUUGCAUCAAACUUCAGCUUCCUAUGUAUGAUGAAACAAGGAACCAAGGUUUCCAAUUGCUCUUUUGUCCUCAGACAUUUAGUAAUAUAAAAUACCUAUUUUUAUGCCAGAUAUUUAUACAGGUUUAUUAAUAGCAAGCGCAACUAACUGGCACCAUGCCUUGCAACACAUUUUGAUAUAUUCGCCAUGCUUCUGGGUAAAGACAAGCCCUAACUACUUAUCUUUUGCAGUCUCUCUCGGAUCAGUAAAAGAAAAAAAAAUCAUAUGCGUAAGAAGUAGGACUGUAAAUAUGUAUAUUUAACUUUGUAUAUCCCAUGUACCUACUUUGUAUAGAAAAAUAAUUUUAAAAAUUUGAACUGAAGGGGGGUAAAAUAAGGAAGUCAUGAAGUUUUUUGCAUUUUUAUUUAAAUGAAGGAAUUCCAAAUAAUUCACCUGCAGAUUUUUAGCACAAAAAUAGCCAUUGUAAAGUGUUAAAAUUUCAAAUAAUCAUUCUUUCUGGGAGAGAAGGUAAUUGUUAUCUCAGUUAUAGGUUUUUUUUGUUCUUUUUUUUUUAUUUUGUUUUUGAUUUAUUUUUUGCAGUCCUAUUUAUCUAUAGUAGGUAUAAGUUCUUUUGCUAGAAUAAGUCACUACAGAGAAGAUUAUAUUCUGAGAGAAAAAUAACUGACAUUAUACAUAACCAAUUAAUUUAAAGUGUUGCCAUUUUAAUCACACACGGAGAGCAUGUACUAUGCUGAAACAGAUUGUUCUCUUCAUUUAUUUUUCUUUAUUGCCGUGGAUCGAUUUGAUAAAUGGGUGUGUUGAGAUACUACAUUUGCUGUACGUAUUAUUUAAUAAACUUUAUUCAGAAUUGCGUGGCA